Molecule: messenger RNA, 1961 nt
Organism: Manacus vitellinus (golden-collared manakin)
Lineage: Eukaryota; Metazoa; Chordata; Aves; Passeriformes; Pipridae
Gene: OSBP2
Product: oxysterol binding protein 2
Exons: 13
Coding region: 1-1875 (624 amino acids)
Cellular component (GO): membrane; intracellular membrane-bounded organelle; cytosol
Molecular function (GO): cholesterol binding
Source: RefSeq, a predicted model, not a curated record
AUGACGGAUGACUCGGGUGACGAGGAGCCCGCCUCGCAGUCAGACAAGAGCGAGCUGCACGGCCCCCUGAAGACUCUGUCGAGUAAACUGGAGGACCUGAGCACCUGCAAUGACCUGAUCGCCAAGCACGGCGCGGCCCUGCAGCGCUCGCUCAGCGAGCUGGAGAACCUGCGCCUGCCGGCCGAGAGCGGAGAGAAGAUCAAGGCGGUGAACGAGCGCGCCACGCUCUUCCGCAUCACCUCCAAUGCUAUGAUCAACCCGGAUUUCCCGGCGGACGGGGCGGUGCUGGAGCGGAGCCGCAUCGGACGCGGUUGGGUGUGCGAGUCACGCCCUGUGGGAGCAGCAGCACCCGAGUGUCUCACAGUCCAUGUGCCCACAGGGAGUGUGCAGCCUGCAAAGGGAGAGGCCAGUGAUGAAGAUGAGGAGACGGAGUAUUUCGAUGCCAUGGAGGAUGCACCAGCUUUUAUCACUGUAACUGCCGACCCCAAACACCACAGGUACGACCCUCCAGCCCCACUGGGAGCGCUGGGAGAGUGGGGAGGGCAGGUUUGCCUGGCAUCUGGCUCAGGCCCGAGGGCAGCAUCCCCUCCCAUGGGAUCACUCUGUGGACAAGUCCCUCAGAAAACUCCUCCCAAAGUGAUCUCAACCUCUACCCAGGGCUCCCUGUCUGGCUGCUCCUGCAUUCCUGGAGCCAGCCAGGCUGAGGAUGGCCCCAGCUAUAGUGAAGAAGGUGAGGAAGGGCAGGUCUUUGAGAGCUCAAAUCAAAGCAGCUACAAUGAGUCCACGUGCAAGGAUCUCCUGCCGAAGAAAAGGAGACGGACUCGCAUUCCCGACAAACCCAACUACAGCCUUAACCUCUGGAGCAUCAUGAAGAACUGCAUUGGCAAAGAGCUCUCCAAGAUCCCUAUGCCUGUGAACUUCAACGAGCCUCUGUCGAUGCUGCAGCGGCUCACGGAGGACCUGGAGUACCACGAGCUGCUGGACAAGGCGGUCAAGUGCGAGAGCUCCACGGAGCAGAUGUGCUUCGUCGCCGCCUUCUCCGUGUCCUCCUACUCCACCACUGUGCACCGCACAGCCAAGCCCUUCAACCCCCUGCUGGGGGAGACCUUCGAGCUCGACCGGCUGGAGGAGCUUGGCUUCCGCUCCCUCUGCGAGCAGGUGAGCCACCACCCCCCAGCAGCCGCCCACCACGUGUACUCCCGGCGAGGGUGGACGUUGUGGCAGGAGAUCACCAUCGCCAGCAAGUUCAGGGGCAAAUACCUCUCCAUCAUGCCACUGGGUGCCAUCCACCUCGAGUUCCACUCCAGUGGGAAUCACUAUGUGUGGAGGAAAGUCACCUCCACUGUGCACAACAUCAUCGUGGGCAAGCUCUGGAUUGACCAGUCUGGUGAAAUAGAGAUUGUUAACCAUAAGUCCAAAGAUAAAUGCCAGCUGAAAUUUACCCCCUACAGCUACUUCUCCAGGGAUGUGCCCCGAAAGGUGACAGGGGUGGUGAGUGAUGCCGAUGGCAAAGCCCACUACGUCAUGUCUGGCACGUGGGAUGAGAAGAUGGAGUGCUCCAAGAUCCUGCACAGCAGCCACGGCAGCAGCAGCACGGAGGGCAAGCAGAAAACCGUGUACCAGACCCUGUCCCCAAAGGUCCUGUGGAGGAAGUACCCACUCCCGCCUGAGGAUAAGCAGCGGGCCGUGCGCCGCAGGAGGGAGGCCGAGGCCGUGGAGGCCCUGGAGGAAGGGAAGGACUACGAGGGGUACAUCCCGCUGUGGUUCGAGCGGAAGGUGGACGCCGUGACCGGGGAGCUCAUCUGCGUCUACAAGGGCGGCUACUGGGAGGCCAAGGAAAAGCAGGACUGGAGCGUGUGCCCCGACAUCUUCUGAGCCCCUGCCCACGCUGGGGCCGCCCCGCAGGACACCGGGACAGCCUGGGCACAGCCCAGGGACAGCCCAGGGACAGCAGGGACAGC